AUGGCUUCUUCUUCUUCCUCUUCUAUUCCAUCAUCUCGUAAACGUCGUGAUCCUCAUCUCACCAAUGACACCUACAGUACGACGAAGCGACUGGCGUUUUGCGAGCCACAGUUGGCGACGGGUGCGUCACAUCACGUGCUUCUAGCCACGCCACUGCCAGUACCACCUCAGCCACCAAUCAAGCAAAGAAGAAUGGCUGCUCCACAAGUUCUCACUUCGGAUCAUCCAUAUCAUCAUCAACAUGAUGCAACUGCUGUAUUCCGUGCACCAGCCAAUACUGAUGUUGCAUCUGCAAGAGCAGCUAUCAAAGCGAGUUUUUAG
Molecule: messenger RNA, 321 nt
Organism: Caenorhabditis remanei
Lineage: Eukaryota; Metazoa; Nematoda; Chromadorea; Rhabditida; Rhabditidae
Exons: 1
Coding region: 1-321 (106 amino acids)
Source: RefSeq, a predicted model, not a curated record